Messenger RNA from Capsaspora owczarzaki ATCC 30864, 1753 nucleotides. RefSeq lists its product as hypothetical. The transcript has 4 exons. The record is from RefSeq and is a predicted model, not a curated record. Gene Ontology annotation, cellular component: Z disc; nucleus. Bases 17 to 1525 code for a protein of 502 amino acids. Gene Ontology annotation, molecular function: transcription coregulator activity. NCBI's taxonomy places the organism in Eukaryota, Filasterea, Ministeriida, Capsasporidae.
CUCUUUGCAAAUCUCAAUGUCUGACUACGCCGACAUUUCCGAACUUCAGCCAAAGCUCGCCUCGCUGGUCAUCGCGCCAGUCCCCUCGAGCGACACGCUGGGCACGUCGUACCUGCAGGCCCCGGGCCACUUCAACCCGCCGACACUGCCCCCGCGUGGACGAGCGGCGACGCUGGCCACACCGACGACGUCCGACCCGUUGUACGCCGUUGUCGACAAGAAGCUCAAGACGGCCGUGCUGGGAAAUGCCGCCCCGCGCCCGCACGAUCGCUUCACGGAAGCCGAGCUCGACUCUGUCUUUGACGAUCUCGACAUCAUGGCCUCGGCCAUCCUCAGCGCGGGCAAGGGUGCAGGCAUGAACACGGUCGCCUUCCGCGACGCUGCUCCCUCGCCGCUCGUGGCCCCGCGCCCCGCAAGCCUGUUCUUCCCCGAUGGCGAGAAGCCACCACUGCCGGCAAACCAUCCUGCUGAGCGCACAAAGUCGGACGUGUACGAUGUGCCCGCAGACACCAUUCUGAGCGCUGCCGCCGCUCGCUCGCUCACCUCGGCCCAGUCGUUCGUCUCGAGCCCCGAAUACGAGUCCUUCUCCGACCUCAAGAAGGCACCGGCAACGCUUCCGCGCUCUGCCCAGCUCAACUAUGCCAGUCUAGCUCACGCCUCGGGCGCCGAAGCCGCCCAGGCCCUUGCGCCCGAACCCGCCAAGAAGGAGGAGCCGGCCGCCGAGCCCGUCCCUCAGCACGACGCUGCCGGUGUGCCCUUGUGCGCUACGUGCCGCAACCCUGUGACGUCGACACAGCCCGCGCUGGAAGCGCUUGGUCGAACAUGGCACCACGACCACUUUGUUUGCCACGCGUGCAAGCUGCCCAUUACCGGCAACUUUUUCCACCAUAACGACAUGCCGUACUGCCACCGCGAUUACCUCAACGCAAUUGCACCAAAGUGCGCGCUUUGCAACCUGCCGGUGGUGGAACGUGGCUUGCACGCCAUGAACAAGGACUGGCACGCAGCAUGCUUUGCCUGCGCCAAGUGCGGCAGCCCUCUCAAGGAGUACAUGCUGGUCAAUGGCAAGCCUUACUGCCAGGAAGGCACCUGCAAGGUCUCUCUCAGCUCUGCGGAUGUCAAGCAGGGCGACCACUGCCGUGGAUGCCAAGCGCUCAUUACUGACGAGUUUCUCGUCGCGCUUGGUGCUCAUUGGCACAAGCCUUGCUUUUGCUGCAAGACUUGCGGAAGCCAGUUGCAAGACGGCGGCUUCUUUGUGCACGAAGGCCACCCUUACUGCAUUCUGGACUACCAAGCGGUUACGGGCGUGAUUUGUGUUACUUGCAGCAAACCCAUUGUCGGUGAGGUUCUCACCUUCAAUUCGUCGUACUAUCACAAGACCUGCUUCACAUGCGAACGCCCAGGCUGCCCUGAAGUGCUCGGAGGGCAGUUUUACAACUUUAACAACAAGAGAUUCUGUGUCGCACAUGGCACGGAAAUGCUGCAGAACUUGACCGCAAAGUACAUUUACACUGGUAGUAAAUAAGUCUGCCCCCAUGCGAUCGGAUGGCGGUCAAUCCCCAAUUUUGGUGUUUUUUUUUUUUUCUUUUUGUUCUGCUUUUGUCUUGUUUCGCCUAGCCAUGUGCUAGCUGUGCUUUUUGUUCGGUUUGGUCUUAUUUUUUUGCUCGUUUUUCUGUCUGCAUUUUUUGACGGUAUUGUGCAGCACCAUGGAUGUGAUGAUUGUUGUUACUGUUUGUCACGACGUAAACCAUUA